AAUUCCGGUCGAAAUAGGAAAUCUUUCAAGACUAGAGAUAUUAAGCAUUGCAAACGCUUCUCUAACCGGAGAUAUCCAUCUUCAUUUUUCAACAUAUCCUCCUUGACACAGUUGGGCUUAUCUGACAAUAGUUUGUCUGGAAAUAUCCCAACUUUCCACAAUACACUGAAGCUAGAGAAGUUAUAUCUUAAUAAUAAUAAGUUAACAGGAGGAGUUCCAGCAGAAUUAGGAAAUCUUUCAAGAUUAGAGAUAUUAAAUAUUGACAAUGCUUUUUUAACUGGGGAUAUUCCAUCUUCUAUAUUCAACAUAUCUUCCUUGACAUACUUGAGCUUAUCUGGCAAUAGUUUGACAGGUUGCCUCCCAAGUGAUAUGUGCCGCAUGUCAAACAUCAAAAACCUUAGUCUCUUUGGGAAUAAACUUGAAGGACAAAUUCCAAAAUAUAUAUGGAAAUGUCCACAUCUUGAGACCUUGUCAUUAUCCUAUAACAAUUUCAGUGGUAGCAUUCCGUUCGAAAUCGGGAACAUGAGUAUGCUUAAGGAGUUGUAUUUGGGCAUGAACGCCAUUCAAGGAGGAAUUCCAGCUGAAAUAGGCAAGCUUUCACGACUAGAGAAAUUAGACAUUGCAAAUGCCUCUUUAACUGGAAAUAUCCCAUCUUCCAUUUUCAACAUAUCUUCUUUGACACACGUGAACUUGGGCUACAACAACUUAUUUGGUACUCUUCCUUCCAAGUUGGGGAUUUCACUUCCCAAUCUUGAAAGGCUUUAUUUGGGUGAAAAUAGACUCGAGGGUCCAAUUCCAAGCUCUAUUAACAAUGUUUCUAAACUCAUCGUGUUGGACUUGGGUGACAACUCAUUUAUCGGCUCCAUACCCGACUUUGGUAAUUUGAAACACCUACAAUCCAUAUAUCUCCAUCAAAAUCAUUUGAAUGCAGAGAAAUCCCGAACUCACGAGUUGACAUUUCUCCCUUCGUUAACUAAAUGUCGCAACUUGAAGUACUUGGCUUUAGCAGACAAUUCAUUGAAUGGCAUCCUACCCGCUUCAAUUGGGAAUUUUUCCUCGUCUCUUCAAACCAUGUGGCUACAUAACAGCCACAUCAUGGGUGCCAUUCCUUCUGAAAUCGGAAAUUUAAGUAGUUUGUUGUUACUAAAUCUACGAGAGAAUCAAUUGCGUGGGCACAUUUGUUAAGGACCUAAUUCCUUAACGUCGAUUUCCAAGCAAAAUCAAAAAACGAGAUGUCGUCGUUGUCGAGCGCCCAACGUUUGGGUCGUGACUUGGACGG
Molecule: messenger RNA, 1279 nt
Organism: Salvia splendens (bonfire salvia)
Lineage: Eukaryota; Viridiplantae; Streptophyta; Magnoliopsida; Lamiales; Lamiaceae
Product: probable LRR receptor-like serine/threonine-protein kinase At3g47570
Exons: 5
Coding region: 370-1185 (271 amino acids)
Molecular function (GO): protein binding
Source: RefSeq, a predicted model, not a curated record